ACUGAACAGGAGGAGCCUCGGUUAGACGUCCUCAUCAACAACGCCGGCAUCUACCAGUGUCCUUACACCAAGACAGAGGACAGCUUCGAGAUGCAGUUCGGGGUGAACCACCUGGGCCACUUCCUGCUCACCCACCUGCUGCUGGACCUCCUGAAACGCUCAACACCCAGCCGCAUCGUGGUGGUCUCCUCCAAACUCUACAAGCACGGCCACAUCGACUUCGAGGACCUGAACAGUGAGCAAAGCUACAACAAGGCCUUCGCUUACAGCCGCAGCAAACUGGCCAACCUGCUGUUCACCCUCGAGCUGGGUCACCCCCUGGAGGGCAGCGGGGUGACUGUGAACGCUCUGACCCCAGGCAUCGUGAGGACCAACCUGGGGAGGCACGUCCACAUCCCGCUGUUGGCGAAGCCGCUGUUUAACCUGCUCUCCCGGAGUCUGUUUAAAAGCCCUGAAGAAGGAGCGGCCACCUCAGUGUUUCUGGCCUGCAGCCCAGAUGUGGACGGUGUUCAGGGGAAGUGCUUUGCUGACUGUCAGCCUCAGGUUCUGCUGGACAAGGCCACAGACCGGGAGGUGGCCAGUAAACUGUGGGACAUUAGUGAGGUGAUGGUGGGCAUCACCACGUGAGAGCCUCAGGAAUGCUCAUCCAAAGACAAUUGUCUGAAAUCCUAACAAUAUGUGAAUAUUCAGUGCCUUUCAGUGUUGAAAUUAGUUUUAGGGUUGCACAAUGAAUACAUUGUAUUGAAAUCACAUUAUGGACUAGUGCAAUAUUCCAAUGUCAGGAAGCACAAUGUUUGUUAAAGGCUAAAUAUGUGUUAAAAUACCUACAGUACAUUCAGGUGUAAUACAUUUUGAACAGAUUUUCCUGGUUCAUUUCAAAUGUUUAAUCAUUAAGUUCAUUUCAUUUAAAUUAUGAAGAAACAUUAUUUUUGAUGCUUGGUUGUUAAUGAAGAAUAGAGAAGCACAUCCUUAAUGGUUAUGCCAUGAUAGUAAAUAAUGGAAAAAUUAUGAGUCUGUAGAACUUCUCUUCAAUGCGUGAUUUAAAUAAAUGUUUUAUCGCAGUCGGAUUCUCUGCAAAUGGUCUGCAAAGGCUAAAAUCCCAAACACCUCAAUUGGACUCCUCC
Molecule: messenger RNA, 1124 nt
Organism: Notothenia coriiceps (black rockcod)
Lineage: Eukaryota; Metazoa; Chordata; Actinopteri; Perciformes; Nototheniidae
Product: retinol dehydrogenase 14-like
Exons: 1
Source: RefSeq, a predicted model, not a curated record